AGAAAUAUGGAACUGAAAAACCAAACAACUGCUACAGAGUUUCAUCUCCUUGGACUGACUGAUGAUCAUAAACUAUUGCCGCUUGUCUUCAGCAUGUUCUUGUCUAUGUAUUUUGUCACAAUUCUGGGAAACUUGCUUAUCACAGUAGCCAUCAGUUCUGGCUCUCACCUCCACACACCCAUGUACUUGUUCCUCUCCUUUCUGUCCGUUAAUGAUAUCUGUUUAAGCACAACCACAAUCCCAAAGAUGCUGAUGAACAUUGAAGCACAGGAUGACAGUAUCACUCACAUGCAAUGUCUUUCUCAAAUCUGCUUUGUCUCCAUUUUUGGUGGUAUGGAAAAUUUUCUGCUUGCAGUGAUGGCCUAUGACCGCUAUGUGGCGAUUUGUAGACCUCUGAGGUACACUAUCAUCAUGAACCAUUGUUACUGUGUCCUGCUGGUGCUAGUCUCUCAAUUCUUUAGCAUUGCUGAUGCUCUGAUCCGCAGUCUGAUGGUGCUAGCCCUGUCCUUCUGCAAAGACCUAGAGAUCCCCCACUUCUUCUGUGAACUAGCUCAGAUUAUUAAGCUUGCCUGUUCUGAUACAUUUAUGAAUAACCUUCUGAUAUUUGUUGCAGCAUUUGUGUUUGGGGGUGGUCCUGUCUGUGGAAUCUUGCUGUCAUACAUCUACAUUGUGUCUUCAAUCUUGAGAAUGCCACCCUCAGGAGGAAAGCACAAAGCUUUUUCCACCUGUGCCUCUUGUCUCUCUCUUGUUUUCUUGUUCUAUGGAACAGGUUUUGGUGUGUACAUUAGCUCUGCAUUGAAUAGUUCUCUCAGAAACACUGCAGUGGCUUCUGUGAUGUACAGUGUGGUCCCUCCAUUGCUCAACCCAUUUAUUUAUAGUCUAAGGAACAGAGACUUGAAAGAGGCCUUAAAGAAACUUGUUAGUAGAAUAGCUUGUCUAAUGUGA
Messenger RNA from Nannospalax galili (Upper Galilee mountains blind mole rat), 945 nucleotides. RefSeq names its product olfactory receptor 7G2-like. Gene Ontology annotation, cellular component: membrane. Gene Ontology annotation, biological process: G protein-coupled receptor signaling pathway. NCBI's taxonomy places the organism in Eukaryota, Metazoa, Chordata, Mammalia, Rodentia, Spalacidae. The record is from RefSeq and is a predicted model, not a curated record. Bases 7 to 945 code for a protein of 312 amino acids. The transcript has a single exon. Gene Ontology annotation, molecular function: olfactory receptor activity; G protein-coupled receptor activity.